Molecule: messenger RNA, 3246 nt
Organism: Helianthus annuus (common sunflower)
Lineage: Eukaryota; Viridiplantae; Streptophyta; Magnoliopsida; Asterales; Asteraceae
Exons: 7
Coding region: 1-3246 (1081 amino acids)
Biological process (GO): DNA integration
Molecular function (GO): nucleic acid binding
Source: RefSeq, a predicted model, not a curated record
AUGAAGAAGGCUGGAAAUCCUUUCACAAACCGUGCUGCAAUAAAGAAGCUGCUAGAUUCACUUCCCAAGGAAUGGAGCCUACAAUGCAUGAUGAUCAAGAAGGAUUUACUCAACAAUCCAAAUCCUGUCACUCUGUCCGACUUGAUUAACACCCUAAGAGCCUUUGAAAUGGAUGUCAACAAAAGAGAGAUGAACACUGCUGGUUACCCACCAAAGUCAACUCAAACCUCUGCCGGAUUGAAAAACGUAGCGUUUCUUGCUUCAGGUGGCAUCACUCCACAAGCUUCUGAUUUAAUCUAUUCAAACGUUUCCGCAAGCGCAUCGAAAGCUCCACAACCCAGUGAAAAGACCAUCUCGGUUGGUGAUACACAAGCAUUGAAGGUGUCUACUGAAAACGUGGCACUGUUCAACAUGUUUCUAAGCAGCUUUGAAGCUUUGAUGUCUGGAGAACUGAAGAAGGAAAUGCUCACUGCCGAAGACAUGUAUCAGAAUCUGGGCCAUUUCAAGCGUGAUUGUCCUCUGUUGAAGGAAGGAAACAGUGAAACCACUCCUGCUGUAAAGCAAAUCACAGUUGAAGAAAACAAGAGCAACGCAUCUCCCAGCACGCCAAAAGCUUUAGUCAUCGAAGACUAUGAUUGGAGUGAAGAAAUUGCUGAAACUAAGGAGCAAGUCAACAAAGCUCUUAUGGCAAAAAUCUCAAGCGAGUCCUCACUCAAACAGUUUAAAAAACAAACAGUUGGAAUCCCAAAAGGAGACAACGUAGUGGACAAAGGUUUGAAAAGCAUUCUCACUUCAGUGGAGCCUGAGAAUGAAAAGAAGUGUGGAGAAGCAGAGGAGCAUGUUUCGAAAGAGGCAUCUGAUCAAAAGAAGGGUAAGGAAAAGGUCCCAGCAGCCGCCAUGAAAGCAGAUUCAUCAAAAGAGAAGGCUGACAAGGACUUGGUAAACAGUAUUCCACUUAGUUUUAAAGAAAAAUUAUGCACACCUGCAUGCGUUGAUGUCGUGGCACAUUACAAAUCUUUAAAUCUAGAAUUUGAGAGACAAAAAGACAAAGCUUUAAAAGUUAACAACGAGCUUAAACAGAAUAAGGCUGCAUAUCAGAGAAAGAAAAACAAUGUUAAGGAUGAAUCUAAUAAUUUAAGUAGGAUGGAUGACUGUAAUGGCCGAGUGCCUAAAUUUAAAUCUUCGGAUGACUAUAAGGGCCAUGUGCCUACAUUUGAGACCCGUGAUCAUGAACAUUGUGUGUCUGAAUGUCAUGAUUUGAAUUAUGCUUUUUGUGAUGAUAAAGUUGUUUGUGAAUCUCCUGUAUUUGUGCCAGAAUUGAAAAGGAAUAGUUUUGGAAAGUUCCUCACAGAGGAGAUUCCUGAAUUUAUUCCUUCUAGAACAGGUAUGACAGACUCAGAAAAGAACGUCACUGAAGAUCAUGGCAAUGAAGACUCAAGCACCGCUGUCUCAGAAAAUGAGCAACGAUCAGAAAGUUCAAGUGAAGAUCAAACAACAAGUAGUGAAAGUCUCGAAUCCUCAAGUGAAGAUCAACCCACCAAUGAUGAAAGCUUCGAAUGUUCAAGUUCUGAAACCAUUGAAGACCAAGACUCAGAAAGUUCAAACAAAGAUCAAAGCUACAAUGAGUCAAGUUACGAAGCAAGAGAAGAGCAAAGCUCAAGCGAGGACAACACGUCUGAAAGUUCAUUCGAUUCAGAAAGACAUACAGCGAAACAUUGUAAAACCAAGAAGUUUUCUAAACCAGAACAUGAUUUUCUUACAAACGUCACAUAUCAAAAUAAACUCCAGAAAUGGCUUCGUAUGCUCAUGGAGUACAUCUGGCAUGUAGACAGUGGAUGUUCAAGACACAUGACUGGAUUGAAGGAACUUCUGAAAAACUUUCGCUUCAUCGAUGGUGAUUUCGUAUCUUUCGCUGGAGACGAGAAAGGAGGAAUGAUCGUUGGAGUACGAGAUGUGGUGUCUGAAGCCCUCACGUUGGAGAAUGUCAACUAUGUUCCGGAGCUGUGCUACAACCUCAUGAGUGUCUCACAAGUCUGUGAUAAAGGAAUAUCAGUGCUUUUCAAUGACAUGGAAUGCUUGUUCCUCAAGCCCGGAUAUGUUGUUCCUGCUGAAAUGAUUAUGCUCACUGCUCCAAGACAAAACAACACAUACGUGCUCAAUAUGAAAAAUCCCAAGAUAAACGACAAUCUGACCUUCUUGAUCUCUAAGGCUGCAGAGUCGGAAUCCCUGCUUUGGCACAGGCGAUUGGGGCAUGUUAAUUUCAAAAAUAUGAACAAACUCUCUAAGUUAAACUUAGUAAGAGGCCUUCCGAUUAAAGAAUUCCCAUUUUCUGAAAAAUAUGAUUUCUCUCGAUUCUCAUGGGUCUACUUUCUUGAAGCAAAAAGCGAGACAGCUGAAGUUCUCAAAUCGUUCAUCCUGCUGAUUGAAAACGUGACCAAACUAAAAGUGAAGUCGAUCAGAAGUGACAAUGGGUCCGAGUUCAAAAAUCAAACCUUCAUAUCCUUCUGUGCAGAAAAGGGAAUUCAUCUCCAAUAUAGUGCAGCCAGAACUCCCCAACAAAAUGGAGUCGCUGAACGCAAGAAUAGAACGUUGAUCGAAGCUGCACGAACCAUGCUGGUGGAUUCAAAGCUUCCAAUCAUCUUCUGGGCAGAAGCAGUAAAUACGGCAUGCUACGUUCUAAACAGGGUACUCAUUGUAAAACCACAUGGAAAGACUGCAUAUGAACUUCUCUUCAAAAGAAAGCCGCUCAUUGACUUCUUCAGACCAUUUGGUUGUUCGUGCACCCUUCUGAACACUCAGGAAAAUCUCAUCAAAUUUGAAGCAGUGGGUGAUAUCUGCUACUUCAUGGGGUAUUCAUCCACACAGAAGGCCUACCGGGUUUACAACAAAAGAACGAAGAUAGUGAUUAAAUCAUACUAUGUUGACUUUCAAGAAGGAAACUACACCAACACCGGAAGUACUCCUGAUUGGUUCUAUGAUGUGGGUGUGAUUUUUAACACCUUUGAAAUUCCGGAAGUGGUUUCAGAAACAGAACCUGUUGAAGACACUCAAGUUGAACCACUGUUUGACUCAUCAGACAUUGGUUUAACUCCGUUUACCACCCGUCUAUCUCCAUCAACCGCUGAUCCUAUUCUGGCUGUGAAUGAAGCAACUGGCACAGUCGAAGAAGGAGUGCGUACACGCGCGCAGUCGUCAAGCAUCAACAAAGGUCUCUUUGCAGCUUUUCUUUCGCAAUCCGUUCCAUGA